UUGGCGUUACUUAAAGACCAGUAGUGGUAGAGCUAGAAAAGAGCAGCUGAGGUUUUCACUUUAGAGAGAGAGAAAGAUCAGAUAUGGGUUCCAGAGCUCUAUUCUUCUUCUUGAUCGGUUUGGUAUCUUUGUUUGCUUUGACAGCUUCAGCCGAGAAUGAGGAAGACCCUGGUCUUGUGAUGAACUUUUACAAGGACACGUGUCCUCAAGCAGAAGACAUUAUCAAAGAACAAGUCAGGCUUCUUUACAAGCGCCACAAGAACACUGCCUUCUCUUGGCUCAGAAACAUCUUCCAUGACUGUGCUGUCCAGUCAUGCGAUGCAUCACUUCUGCUGGACACAACAAGAAGGCAACUGUCGGAGAAGGAUAUGGACAGGAGCUUUGGGAUGAGGAAUUUCAGGUACAUGGAGACCAUCAAAGAAGCUUUGGAGAGAGAAUGCCCUGGUGUUGUUUCCUGUGCGGAUAUUCUUGUUCUCUCUGCUAGAGAUGGCAUUGUUGCGCUGGGAGGACCUUACAUCCCUCUAAAAACAGGAAGAAGAGAUGGGAGGAAGAGCAGAGCCGAAAUCCUAGAGCAAUACCUGCCUGACCACAAUGAUAGCAUGCCUGUUGUUCUGGAAAGGUUUGCUGGAAUUGGUAUUGACACUCCUGGAGUCGUCGCCUUGCUAGGGGCCCACAGCGUGGGGCGAACCCACUGCGUGAAGCUGGUUCACCGUCUGUACCCGGAAGUUGACCCGGCUCUGAACCCGGACCACGUGGAGCACAUGCUGUACAAGUGCCCCGACGCCAUUCCCGACCCGAAAGCCGUGCAGUACGUGAGAAACGACAGAGGCACGCCCAUGAUCCUAGACAACAACUAUUACAGAAACAUCUUGGACAACAAGGGCUUGAUGAUGGUCGACCACCAACUGGCCGAGGACAAGAGGACCAAGCCUUAUGUCAAGAAGAUGGCCAAGAGCCAAAACUACUUCUUCAAGGAGUUCGCUAGAGCCAUCACUAUUCUCUCCGAGAACAACCCUCUCACCGGCACAAAGGGUGAGAUCCGAAAGCAGUGCAACCUCGCCAACAAGCUCCAUUGAUCAUCACGAAUUAAAGAUUAUUAAUAUAUUUGAGCCGGCCGAGAUGUUUGCAGAAUAAGGUUGUCGUUUUAAUUUGUAUGUGUUUUGAAGCUUCAAAAAAGUAGUAGUGGCGACCAAUGUGGUUGUUGUCUUGUAAUGUAGGGUUUCUAUCGCUGCUUUCUACCCUUUGUUGUCAUAUUUGGUGUAGUGAUUGGUGAUGUUGUAGUUUGUACAUGUUGUCAUGGUAUGUGUGUAUACGGACGGUGGUGAUUAUGUGUGGUGCGCAUGGAUUGGCAAUGAUGAUGGUUAUUGGUGAUUCGUGCACUGCUAGCUCUUGAGCA
Morus notabilis is the source of this 1396-nucleotide messenger RNA. RefSeq names its product peroxidase 42. Gene Ontology annotation, molecular function: heme binding; peroxidase activity. The record is from RefSeq and is a predicted model, not a curated record. Bases 84 to 1076 code for a protein of 330 amino acids. Gene Ontology annotation, biological process: hydrogen peroxide catabolic process; response to oxidative stress. The transcript has 4 exons. Lineage: Eukaryota; Viridiplantae; Streptophyta; Magnoliopsida; Rosales; Moraceae.